Tarenaya hassleriana is the source of this 993-nucleotide messenger RNA. RefSeq lists its product as uncharacterized. The coding region runs from base 242 to 724 and encodes 160 amino acids. NCBI's taxonomy places the organism in Eukaryota, Viridiplantae, Streptophyta, Magnoliopsida, Brassicales, Cleomaceae. The record is from RefSeq and is a predicted model, not a curated record. The transcript has a single exon. Gene Ontology annotation, molecular function: enzyme inhibitor activity.
AACUAAAUCUGUAACCAAAUCAGCAACGGUGAUAAAUUAGACAGUAAAUUACCAAAAAUAAACAAAAUAUGUGAGGAAUGCAUAUAAAAAAACCACACAUCCAUCUCCGUUGUUCCAAUCAAUCCUCAACCAGAGCCCGGUGUUCAAACCCACAAGACAACAAAACGUCUCACACGCCUAAACGUAUAUAUACAACACAUAUAUACGUUUACGUACGUGAUCUCCGUCUCCGUUAGCAAAAAUGGCUCGUAAUUUCAUGCCCCUGAUGGCAGCUGUCCUCCUCCUCCUCGUCGUGGCCGUGGCAGAUGCCUCCGGCCGUCCAGUGGCCGGAGAUCCAUGCUCGACCACGGACUUCCCCGUGCUGUGCAAGUCGGUGGUGAAGGGGGUGAAGAAACCUAGCGCAGCGACGGCGGCGGCGAUCAAAGCUCUGCUACCGCUGACGCAAAAGGCGAAGGCGAAAGCAAAGAAGGGGAAGGACGACACUUGCUUCUCCAACUUCGACAGCGCCAUUGACAACCUCCAGAAGUCUCUGAAGAACAUCAAAGAGAACGACGGUUUUAGCCUCAACAUCAACCUCAGUGCCGCUUUGACUGAUUUCGAGACCUGCAUCGAUGCCUUGGAGGAAGGCUCUCCCUCCUCCUCCGACCCCAUCGCCAAGUCUGCUCGGCUUUUGAGACAGAUGGCCGAUAACUGCUUGUCCCUCUCCACUCUUCUCCCCCACUAACCACACCGGCGAGAAGAUAUAUACAACAAAAACGUUUGCUUUUUAUAUAUAUAUAUAUAUAUAUAUAUAAAUGGAUCACUUGAGAUUGAUUCUUUUGUAAUGUUUUUUCUUUUUUGCUGUAUUUAUUUGCUGUUCUUUAUCUGAUCGAAGAGAGAGAGAAAAAACUACAAAAAAGGAAGGAGAGAGACAGGGGACGUUCCAUGUAUGUAGUUAAGUUAAUGUUUGGACACCGGGUUCUAGUUUCAGACACGCCUACUUCUGUUAUCUUU